AUGGCCCACCAAGACCCCCACUGGGAUUCACUUAAGGUCACAAGCACCAGAGACAAGGAAAAGACCAUCUUUCUUCUUCUCAAGGCGUUGGAUGAGGCCGGCCUGCUCACUCAGCCAAUCCGUUCUCUUGAAGCCAGAAAGUGCCUGGUACACGAAAUCAACCGAAGCAUCACCCGCAUGCCCAAGAGUAUCAGACAGACCUUCAUGAAGGAUGGCAAUGCCUGCAUCUCCUCACUGACACAGCUGGCAACUUACAGCAAGCACAGUCAUACCCACAAGCUGAAAUACUAUGAAAAGACAGCGUCUCAUAUGCUCCGCGACGAGUAUUUUUACAUCGUCGACCUCGACGGCAAGUUAAAGGGACCGUUCCUUCUUUCCAAUCUCCUCCAAGACCAUCGCGGAUUUUACAGCGAUGGCACCAUUGAAGAGCGUCUUCUCAACUACAACAGGUUUCUGGAGUAUCUGUACCAGAACCGCUUUGAUCCCGACAAUCACGAAAUCAGGUUGUUGUAUGCGGAGACCAGCAGCGACGGCGUCUUCGAGGGCAUCGAGACCAACAAAGUCUACAACUGCGCUUCCUGGAUCUCGGCCAUGAUUGAAGAACAAAAUGUUCUGCAGGAUAUCCCCGAGCCGUUUGAAUUUCAUAUCGUCGAUCCGGAGGCUCGUGAGUGUGCCUAUGAGUGCGACUGGGCUAGACAUGCCGACUCCAUGAAUCUUAACAACUGA
This is a messenger RNA of Penicillium cinerascens, 726 nucleotides long. RefSeq lists its product as uncharacterized. The coding region runs from base 1 to 726 and encodes 241 amino acids. Lineage: Eukaryota; Fungi; Ascomycota; Eurotiomycetes; Eurotiales; Aspergillaceae. The transcript is spliced from 2 exons. The record is from RefSeq and is a predicted model, not a curated record.